Messenger RNA from Caenorhabditis elegans, 3646 nucleotides. RefSeq names its product DUF3453 domain-containing protein (gene symk-1). The transcript has 7 exons. Bases 1 to 3432 code for a protein of 1143 amino acids. Gene Ontology annotation, cellular component: nucleus. NCBI's taxonomy places the organism in Eukaryota, Metazoa, Nematoda, Chromadorea, Rhabditida, Rhabditidae. The record is from RefSeq and is marked reviewed.
AUGGACUACAUCCAGGGAUUGAACGAGGAGAAUGAAACGGCGAGUGAACGAAUUGGAGAGGCUUUAAAAGAAGCUCGAGAUGCGGAGACUAUCGAAAAGAAACUUCUUUCUCUUUCUACAGCAAUGCAUCUGCUCAUCGACCCGAGUCUCUCAAUCAGUAUUCUCGACAAUUUUCUAACCGAAAUGCUGGAAUUCGCAGAGCUGAACGACUCAAGGAUUCUAUGCCUUCUCGUCGAUUUUCUUCUCAAAGCAAGCGCUAAAGACUUCACGUUAUGUAACAAAACUGUCGAAAGAUAUAGUUUUUAUCUUAUUCCCAAUAAGUCUAUUAAACGAUAUGAAAGUGUUAUAAAACGAGUUGUCGUUGCAUCAACAAACUUAUAUCCGAUCGUUCUUGAAUUCGCAAUCAUGGAUAAAAAUGACAACGCGGAGAGCUGCUGGGAUGCUUUUAAUUUGCUCAAGAAUCGAAUUUGUAUGCUGGUUAGCGAUGAUCACGAAGGAGUCCGAACUGUUACCGUAAAGUUUCUGGAAGCUCUUAUUUUGUGUCAAUCUCCAAAGCCAAGAGAGUUGGCCACUGGUAGCAACAUAAGCUGGGCAAGAGAGGCAAAUACUAGAUUCAAUAGGAUUUCUCUAUCAGAUGUUCCACGAAGUCAUAGAUUCCUAUCCUAUCAUAAAACCCAGUUGGAAGCCGAGGAGAAUUUCAGUGCUUUACUAAAGCAAACAACAGUCGCGGAAGCAACAUCACAAAAUCUUAUAACAGUAAUUGAAUCACUCUGUAUGAUUACUCGUUGUCGACCUCAAUGGGAGAAUGCGUUGCCACGUGUCUUCGAUGUUAUAAAAGCUCUUCAUUCAAAUGUACCACCAAUGCUCAGCAAGGGACAAGUCAAAUUUCUGAGAAAAUCAUUCAAAUAUAAUUUGCUACGUUUUUUGAAAUUGCCUGCAUCUGUUCCUCUCCAGCAAAAGAUCACCACAAUGUUAACAAACUAUCUGGGAGCUUCACCCAGAGAAGUACAACAGUCGAUUCCACCUGAACUGAUUCAAAAAAUAGCACCGCCACGGCCACCACAGCAUCCUGCAGAACCAGUUGCCAAACGUCCCAAGAUUCAAAAUCAAAUAUUCGAAGAUGAUGAUGAUGACGAUGACGAAGCAGGACCAUCCACUAGCACUGUAAAUGCAAAGGAUGCGAGAACUGAAGCCAUCGAUAUGACAGCCAAAUUUAUUAUGGAAUGCCUGAAUCAUGAAACUGUCAUGAAUCUUGUCAAGAUCUCACUCUACACUCUACCGUCAGAAAUGCCAGCUGCAUUCGCAUCAUCAUACACACCAAUAGCAAACGCUGGAACAGAACCGAAUCGUCAAGAAUUAUCAGAACUAAUGGCUGUUCAAAUGACGAACAAAGAAAUUGGACCGGGAUAUGAGUGGUUGCAGCAACAAAGGAAAAAAGAAUAUGAAGCAAGGAAUAAGGCAAGAAGUGAAGGAAUGGCAAUCGCCCAAACACCAAUCCACGAACCGAAUAUGAGCAAUCGCGUUCCAGCCCAGAUUGUCAAACAGUCACUUCAAGAAAUUAACACUCUUCCGGUCAUUCAAAAAGCGAAAAAGGCGUUCAACUUGGUAGAAGAAGCCGUUGUAUUUGACGAUAAAGAAGCUGCGGAGAUGUUUGAAUUAGCUUAUGAAUCAGUUCUUCAAGCAGAACGGCGAGUUGUUGCUGGUGGAGCAAGGUUGAUGUAUCAGAAAUUAGUUGUCCGGCUGACGACUAGAUUCUGGGAAGAUUGUACUCCAUUUGAAGAAAAGUUGAUAGAAUUCGUUUUGGCUGAUCAUAAAAAGAGAAAUGAUUUGGCGCUUCUAUGGCUCUGCGAACUUUACGCACAAUAUCAAGGCUACUCGAACUGUGCUCUCUUCAUGAAGGAAAUGAUCGCUGGACAAGAAGGACUUACCCAAGCACAAAGAUUGGAUCGAUAUGAUCAAGCAAUGUGCAAGAUGCUUGACGCAAUGUUGGAAAGAAAUAUGGAAAAAGAAGCUCUCUUUUAUAAAGUUCUACUAGAAACACCACUUUUGACUCCGAAUGCAAUUGAAAGAUUGAAGCAAGUGUGUUUGGCUAAAGAAAAUGAGCAUGGAAUGGCGAUGCUCCGUGAAUUGAUCAUGACACGAAAUCGACAACGUCCGCAACUUUUGCAAUUCCUUUUUGGCCUGUUUUUCAUGGAAAGACCGGAACUUCGUAGUUCAUGCCUAGAAGUUGUCAAGGAACUGUGUUAUCUUCCAUUUAUCAGAAGCUCCUUGAGUGAUCAGGCUAGAAUGCAAAUUCAUGAUUGUCUACAAGAAAGUCCUCCAAUGUACAUGCGAAGUUCUGAGGAUUCUGAUCAAUGGACUGAUGAAAUGUACAAGAACUCGUUGGCUGUAUACUCUACUCUGAUGCCAUCUGACCCAUUACUUCUGAUCCCGUUAGCUUCAGUCUACGCACAAUCUACCAAUGUCUUCAAGCGAGUUGUACUCCGCUCAUUGGAACCUGUAUUCCGUCAAUUGAGUCAAGAAAUGGUAAUAUCAUUAAUAGAAGAUUGUCCAUAUGGUGCUGAAACUCUUGUUGCUCGUUUAGUCGUUCUUCUAACUGAAAGAAUCACGCCGUCAACUGAUUUAAUUCAAAAACUGAAAAUUCUUCACGACGAACGAAAAAUGGAUAUUCGUGCUCUUCUACCAAUCAUAGGAGGACUUGAACGAGAAGAAGUUGUCAGACUUAUUCCAACAUUCAUUUUCCGUGCUGAAUAUCAAAAGUCAGUGAAUGUCCUAUUCCGAAAGUUAUAUACCGUCCGUGAUCCACAAACCGGAAAUCUCGUGUUCGAUCCAAUUGAAGUUAUCAAAGAGUAUCACAAGAUUGAGCCCAAAAAUGAUAAUGAAGCUGAAUUACUUGUUAACAAUCUCGAGUUCCUUUUCGAUCCAGCAUUGUUGAAGCCAGAUACCGCAUCCCAAGCUAUCGAAGCUGUUUUCAAAUGGGAAAAUGUUCCAUUUCUAUUUCUACACUCUCUUUAUACUCUUUUUCAUAAGUUCAAAACAUUCGAAUCGUUCGUCGCAAAUCUGUUCUACAAAGUAACUGAAAAGAAGAUGUAUCAACAAUCGGAUCGAUGGAAGCAGGCAUUUUUCAAAUGUAUCAAAGAAUUGAAAACCAAAGCGUAUCCAGCGGUUAUCACAUUUUUGAGUUUUGAAGAAUACGAAGAGCUAAAGGAAGUUUUAGGAGAUGGAAUUGUCGCAGAAUUCAAAAUAAUUUAUUCAACACUUGCAACACAACAGCAGAAGAAUAUGGACGAGAAAAUCAAAGAGGAGUUGCAUGAUAAAGAACGAGAAAAUCGUGAACGAGAUAAGCGACUUCGAAGAGAAGAGAAAAAGGAAAAGGAAAGAGAAAAGGAACGAACUCGCGAAAGUGGAAAGGAAAGAAGUUCCCGACGAUAAUCACCGGAAAACAAUUCGCCAGCAUCCCGAUGAUCUCAUUUUGGUUUAAUUUAUAAUUUAUCGAGAAUUCUUGUUAAUAACGUGCUUAUUUUUUUUCUUUUAAUCAUUUCAUGGUUUUGCUCCAAUUUUUUCAUACAAUAUCAAAUUGUUUCCGAUUGUUUUUUUCUUUUCAGUGUAAACUCAAAGUAGAUAAAUUUCAUUAUUUUUUAAAAAA